This is a messenger RNA of Rattus norvegicus (Norway rat), 6238 nucleotides long. It is a transcript of the gene Lsm11, whose product is annotated as LSM11, U7 small nuclear RNA associated. NCBI's taxonomy places the organism in Eukaryota, Metazoa, Chordata, Mammalia, Rodentia, Muridae. Gene Ontology annotation, cellular component: U7 snRNP; nucleus. The record is from RefSeq and is a predicted model, not a curated record. Gene Ontology annotation, molecular function: U7 snRNA binding; RNA binding. Gene Ontology annotation, biological process: mRNA 3'-end processing by stem-loop binding and cleavage.
CCGGUUCCUUUCUCCCGCCCAUCGGCUUCGGCUUGCGGGCCUUUCAAACAUGGAGGAGCGCGAGUGGGGGGCGAGGUCGGCUCGCGCCGGCAGCCCAGCCAGCCCGCCCAGCCCGCGGCUGGACGUCAGCUCCUACAGCUUCGACCCGCUGCUGGCCCUGUACGCGCCGCGCCUGCCGCCCAUUCCUUACCCCAACGCUCCCUGCUUCAACAACGUGGCGGAGUACGAGAGCUUCCUGAAGGGCGGGCGCACCGGGCGCGGUCGAGCUCGGGGCACGGGAGAGCCGGCCUCGGCGGGAACCUCCACCGGAACCUCCACGGGAGCCGGGACCUCGUCCAGGGCCCGUCGCCGAGCCGCGCCCACCCCGGAUCCCGAGCGCAUCCAGCGCCUGCGCCGGCUCAUGGUGGUCAAGGAGGACACGGACGGCACGGCCGGGUCGCGACGCCAGGGCCCGGGGCGCAGCAAGAAGGCACCCCGCAACGUGCUCACGCGGAUGCCCUUGCAUGAGGGUAGCCCUCUGGGCGAGCUGCACCGCUGCAUCCGAGAGGGGGUGAAGGUGAACGUGCACAUCCGCACUUUCAAGGGACUCCGCGGCGUCUGCACUGGCUUCCUCGUUGCCUUCGACAAGUUCUGGAACAUGCUAUUUGAUCGGCUGAAACUCCAAGAUUCCAAAAAGGAAGCGGAUUCCAAGUCUGCAGUGGAGGACUCCACCCUGUCUCGUUACUCCCAGACAUCUACUUGGAAGGUGGCUUCAGUGUGGGGACGAGGAGACACUGACCGAGGCUCACACAGGCGCUCCCGCUCCGUCCCUUCUUCCCUGCAGGCAUCUGCAAGGGAGGAGUCCAGGUCUGAGCUGUCAGGGAGGACUACACGGACAGAAGGGUCCAGUGUGGGAGGUACCUUCUCCAGGGCCACCACCCUUUCACGGGGCCAGUCCCGUAAGAAAAAGCGAAAGCCCAAGGUGGAUUACCAGCAAGUGUUUACUCGACACAUAAAUCAGAUUUUCAUUCGAGGUGAGAAUGUCCUGCUGGUUCAUCUUGCACAGUGAGCAGCUCAGCCCCACUUGACCUUUGGGUUUUAGAAAUAAAGUGCAUGAACUGUUCCUAUGCUAUAUCCUAGUAUCCCAAACAGUGUGAGUCGAAGUGGUUCCCGCUGGUCCUGCCCAUGCAGAGCACAGAGCUGGCUCACCCUCUGGAAGGACAGGUCAGCAGUUCUAACCAGGCAACAGCCAUUCACAGGACAUGCUCUGACGGGCUGCCACUGGCUGCUCCAGAGUCUCAAGUGUAAGCACUUUGCUUUGACUUAGGGUCCCAGUACAAGUGGACUCCACUCCGUGGAAACCUCAGGAGUGUCUGAGAAGGAAUAAUUUCAUUUCCAAAGGCUAGCGCUCUGAGCACAAUGAGUUUGAUCUUACGAUGAUCGUGUUCGAGCCGUGUAAAUUGCCCAAGAUCCCGCAGCCAUAUCUUGGAACUGAUCUUCUACAUCAUUCUCUCUUGAUCAAGAAAUGAAAUUUUUUAUCCUUUGAAUAUUAAUAAGGUCUAGGAAAGUUACCAGCUUAUGAAGGAGUUAAGCUCAGCUAGGUGGUUGUUCCAAGCAGCAGUGGUAAGCUCUCUGCUCUGCCCCCUCAUCCCCUGGGAAGGCAUGCAGAAGCUUGUCGCCCUCACCAGAGGUGGCCUCUGCACAUGGCACACCAGAUGGGACUGUCCCGAACUUGUGGCUUGUCCUCUCCGACUCCUGUGGCAUGGUGCUAGUGCAUGUGACCUGUGCUGUCACCCCAUGUGUUAUGUGUGACCUGUCCUGAUGCGCCCUUCCUGUCUGACUUCAGAGAGUUCUACAUGAACUCAGUAAUGCACAUCUCUCUCACUGCUGGGAGUUGCCUUUCCAGGCGGGCCUGGCCUUGUGUAGAAAGUCUCAGAAUGGUGUCACCGAAAGAGGGGUCAUACUUUAUUCCCUGUGUCAAGCCAGUGAGGUUCUUAGAAAGAAAGAUGGGUGUGUCCUAAGGGCCCUUGACUCCCAUUUAUGCUUGAGUGUCAGGAAUACCAAAGGACCCGGGUUGCUCCUACUUGAAUUAUAUCAGCGUAUGCUUUUCAGUCACUAGUACAGACUGGCCUGCAUCUUGACAUAGACUGUUAGGCACCAUUGACUUACAAACUUUUGUUUAUACUUGCUCUGUCUUAGAUAACUUAUGUUCAGAGGGAGAAUGAGAAGUAGCUAGUUAGUCCAAAUGUAUGUUUGAAUAGAACAUUUCCCCUGCCGGGUCUUUCAAUAGCAUUGGUAAGCCCUCUGAGAAGCAGGGUAAAUCAAGUUUAGAGACUGGGACACUUGGUUCUUCUGUUAGCUGGACCACUGCCUCAUCAGACAAUGAAAAGUCAGCAGACGUGCCUCAGUUUCCCCAUCAGACACCUACCUCACCAGGGCACUGUGGCAGAGUUUCAGGAAGACAUUUUACAGCCUCUAAGCAUAUCUAAGUGCCGUGAAUACAUUUCCUUAUUCUAGAGUAUAGCUCUGUAAAACUUCUUGUUCUGUGAGUGAGGCAGGUGCUGUAUAAGAAAGCGAUCUUCCAGCUGUCAUUUCUGGUCCUGUAGCCUCCAUCAGAGGACUAUGAGAGCUUCCUGGUCUGUCUCUCCUCUAGAAAGAAGCAGGAGUUCUCAGAGGAACACCUUCAUCUAGGAGAAAGUGACUCUCUCCGCUGCUGCCCCACAUCCCAGGCCUGCUUUUCAAGGGUAUCUGUUCUGGUACUGCAGGGAGAAUAUGCAGCUAAAAGCACAGAUCCCAAAGGGGAUUUCUGGGCUUGUCUCUUCUCACUUUACCUGUUUUUAUUUCCAGUUGUAUCUACAUUUAAAGGCAGGGCAGGUGCACUGGAAGCUCUGGUAAAGACUCAAGCUCAAAGCUCUUUAUCCUGUAGUCUAAAUUCUCCUCGGCCUCCUGGGCCAGGUCUGUUGUUCAGUUGCUUUGCUCACCCAUCAGUCUGGAGCGCCUCUCAAGCCUUGCUCCCUGUGUGGCUCUGCACCCCCAUCUGCCCUGUCCCCCUUAGGUAGAAGCUAGAAUGGAUGCUCUUUCCCCGACUGUGUAGAGAUGUGCAAUCCAAAGGAAUUGAGGGGUUUCUGUCCAUCCUAGUGAGCUCCUGGUGCCAACCUCAUGUUAGCAUACAGCUUCUCACAUUUCUAUAAGGUCUGAUUUAUAAUUCCCCUCAACAUGACAACUCUCUGUGAAAACUGUCUUUGAAUUUGUGUUCUAAUUUGCGUAAUUCGGACAAUGAUUCAGAAAUGAACACUCUUUAGGAAAUGUGCAGUUUUGUGCAAAGCAUGGCAAUUAUUUUUUAGAAAAGUCAAUUUAAUAAACUAUUGCCUCUAGUUUUGGAACAAUUUUCAAAAAUAAAGAAAAAUAGGUCCUAAUAAUGUUCUGCUUCUCCAAAUAUCACAGAUAUCACAGGUCAUCUGUGAGUCACUGUAGUGACUUGGGGGAUGGGGAACUGUGCUGGGUGCUUCAUGGUGGUCCCUGUGCUCUGUUCAUGAGACCCUGAGUUCAGUCUCUGGCCUGGAUGAAUGAGUGAGUCAAUGAGUCACUGGCUGAAGUUUUCCUUCUGAGAAAAAAAGAACCCAGGAAAAGGGGUUGGUGAGGUCACCUAGAAGAUGCAUCCCUUUCCACUAAGGAGUCGCACAAUUCAAGAACGGAAUAGAACCUCUUCACUUGUGUUCUGUGGGGGUUACAGUUCUCUUACGGAUACACUUUACUUUUGAAUAAAUGGCUCUGAUUGUUCAAACUAAUUUCUAGCCAUCUGAAUAAUUCACAGAAUAUAACUAUUUUUAUUUUUUUUUGAAACAGUCUCACUGUGUCUGCCUGUCUGGGCUGGAACUCACUAAGUAGACCAGGCUAGUUUCAGACUCACAGAUCUGCCUGCCAUUGCUAUAACUAAAGAGGUGUCCUACCACCCUUUGACUCAGCCAUUAAUGUUACCAGCUUGGCCACAGUUCUUGUGCUCAGCUUGAAGAGAAAUUACAUGUGGGCAAGUAUUACCAUCUGAACAGGCUGUUAAAGGUUCAUGCUCAAAUGUAAGGGAGACAACACACAGGACAGGACAGGGCAGGACAGGGCAGGACAGGGGCCCUGGGUGCUGUCCAAGAACUAAGGAAUACAACUUAAAUAGAGAAAGGGAGCCUGGUUAUACAGGCCCAGUCAGCCCAUUGUACAGAGGCCUAGAUUUCUCCGUGUGUCUCGGUGGCUGGGUUGAUGGAGUGGUCUGUGUGCUUCUGUCAGUGCUUUUGCAGAAGCUGCUGGCUGUGCUCAUACCACCAGGAAUAUCCUUGUGUUGGUCAAGUUCAGACAUGAUCCAUAUAGGUCACAGGAAAGCCGGGGAGUGGGGGAAGGUUACAUGUGGGAGUACUGUUUGAAAGAAGUAUGCAUUAAAUGGGCAGAGUUAAUGUAGAACCAUUUCUGUGUCCACAAAGCCGUCCUUAUACUCCAUAUCAGUACAGCUGUCACCUGGGUUGUCUGUCUUAGUGUCUGGGAGGCCUGAGGUUUCCCUUAGGACCAGCAGGUGGUUUGUGAAAUGCUUAGCCAGUUAGCAUCUGAGGCAGGGAUCUGAAGGAGUCUGUGUCUUGCUCUUUCUUUGCCUGCUGCCCAUGAAGGCAGAGAGCUUUCUGGUGUGGGUGCCCAUGAACUCUUGCUGGGAGCUGCUGUCGGAUCAGAAGCAGCCUCAUCUGCCUUGGCAUAGAAAGAGUGCUCCUUCGGGCUGUCAGGUCAUGAGCUCUGGGCUGCCCUUACUCCUCAUCAGCCUCACAGAGGUCUGUGCCGACACUUCUGCCCUUUAAGACAAAACAAUAGACCCAGCAUGAGUGGAAGUGGGUGUCUGUUUGCACCAUUCCCGUGACAGCCAUGCAGGCAAAAUCAUGAAAUACACUUGGUUCUGUAAAUUGCUUCUUUAAAUGUCCUGUAGAUUUUUUCCUGUAAGAAAAAAAUUAAAAGUAUUCAAAGACAGCUAGCUGUCACUGGUGCUCCCCCAAAGGGUUUCAUCCCUUAUGUGCUUUUUAUGAAUGAAAUGGUUGCGGUGCGAGAGUUAAUGGAAGAAAGAGUCUGGUGGUAUAGAGUAGUUUGAGAGAUGUCUUCAUUUUUCUCUUCCUGCCCCGUAUCUGAAAUGCAUGCAGCCUACUGUCGGUAACCUUGUUCACCUGUAUCUCUCUUGCCCAGAAGGCUUUCCUCAGUGUUUGGAAGUAAAACCAUCUCCUCUGGCCCGUGUGGGAAAGGCUCUUAAGCCUGCUUUCUGGCAAGCCUUACUUUCUGGCAAAUUGGUGGAUUUCAGAAAAGCCUUGGGGGGCUUGGGGAUUUAGCUCAGUGGUAGAGCGCUUGCCUAGCAAGCGCAAGGCCCUGGGUUCGGUCCUCAGCUCCGGGGAAAAAAAAAAUGUAUAAAAAGAUAAGCCUUGGGCUCCUGUCACGGUUCUCUGAUGAGGGGUUGGGCCUCCUUACCCCGCCAACGUCUUGAGUAUUUUUCAAAUGUCUGUCAUUUCUCUUGCACUUUCCUAAUAAAAGUGAAAGCCCUCUGUCAAGAAAAGGGGGCAAGAAAACUCAGCAAACCUCAGACGCUUGAGGUCUGUAAGCUGCAGCGUCCUGGCUCCCUGAGAACACUGUCUGCAAAUACGGGCACCCCCAGGGAAGGCUGGGAGUUUGGUUCCUGGCAGCCACUUCUGAUUGAGUCCUUGGGAGCAAAUGUCUGAUGCUGUAUUUUCAGAACUGUGAGGAGAUGACUGGGAACUCUUGGGGUUGCUUCAGGUGAUUGAUCGCCUGAUUUCAGAGCAGCUGGUCCCCUUUUCUGUUUUCCCCACAGGAAAGCAAGACAGCCACGCCCUAAAACACGCACACGUGUAAUCCCUCAGGCAGGUCCCUGUGAGUUCCAGGCCAGUCUAAGCUACAGAGGGAAAGUGUCUCAAAAAACUAAAAUGACAGCAACCAAAAGUAACUUGCUUAUUCAGUACAGACAUGUGAAGACUCUGUCUGGCAACUGUGUCCCCUCUGCACCGUGACUCCGUGAUUUUGUGGGCAGGGCUGAAGCCGGAUGACUCUAGGAGUGCUGAUACGGCAAGGGAUAUAAGAACCCCCGACUAACCUCAUCUAUCACCCCUUGUCGUUAGGUUUGGGACCCUUCUCGUUGAGGGGCCUGCUGCUCGACCUUUGCAAUGUUCUGCUUUUGAUAUGUGUCAGAUGGGAGUCUGGAAACUAUAAUAAAUAUGAUUGUAUCCAUUUA